GGGGCUCCUUUUGUCGACCAGUCUGAGAAACUCCGCUUUUUCCCCUCAUUCUCACCCAUGCCACUCGAAUCGACAUCGAAUGCACUCUGCUUCUUGUGCUCGCGGUGAUGGCUCCGUAUAUUGUCGGGGUAGAUCCCAUUGGUGAUAAUGUUGAGUUAGAUGAAGGAGUGAUGGAGGCCCUGCCCGCGGGAUGCCGUGUCCUCAAUACAUCUAGGGGGGGCGAGAGCCUGUGGGUCGAGACACUGCGGAUUGAGGUUGAACUUCCCGAUGGCACAGAGCAAGUGUUUUUCAAAAAAGGAGCGUCGGGUGAAACUGGAUUGAACAUGAUGAAGGGGGCUUUCGAGUCCGAGAAGGCGCUGUACUCCUUCAUCCCUGAAUACGUUCCCAAGCCUGUGGCUUACGGCUCGUACCGGUCGCGGCCGGACAUGCACUUUUACAUCGCCGAGUAUGUCGAGAUGGACGAUUCACAUCCGGAUCCCAAGGGUUGGGCCGAAGUUUUCGCGACGCUCCACAAGAGGAGCAUGGGGAAGUCUCCAGAGGGCAAGUUUGGCUUUCACGUCGACACGCAUCUUGCCAACAUCCCACAAGACAACACGUGGAACUCGUCGUGGGAGAAGUUUUGGGCCCAGAUAUUCCGCUCCCUGUGCGAAAAAGAAGAGGCAGUACGCGGACCUGACGACGAUCUGACGCGGCUAAAGGAGGCUUUCCAUGAGAUUGUCAUUCCUCGCUACCUGAGGCCCUUGGAGUCGGAUGGCAGAAUCGUCCACCCGACAUUGCUUCACAACGACGGUUGGCCCGGCAACAUCAAGCCAAGAACCGACUCGCCCGAGACUCUGUGUUUGUUUGACUCCUGCGCCAUCUGGGGCCAUAGCGAGGUUGAUGUUCGCGCCGCCCGUCCCAACACUUGGAACUUGGAGGCUGCGGGGGAGAUUUACCAAGACAUAAUGGGUGUAUCAGAGCCCCAAGAGGACUUCAACAUCAGGAUUGAGGUGUACGCGACGCUGGGUAUCGUCCUGCGCUCAGCAAUGUAUUCCCAGGAACCGGCACGCCGGCUGCUUUUCAUUGAGCAGAUGGAGAAGCUGAUCGAUCUGGCUUUAACGUCCGGGGCCAUGUGGAGCUUGCCAGCGCCAGAAACGGAUGAAUCGGCCUCAGCUCAGAACAGCCGGAAGCGGAGAAUUGGAUCGGCACCACCCGACCAGAGAGGGUUGAUGAGCCGAAUUUAGGAUCCCCUUGCCCAUAACCGGAUAGUGCUCAGUAUCAUCCCAACAGGCACACUUUGGAUAGGAAGAGGUGGGCUGAAUGAUCUCUACUUUCACGGAAACACCAGAUCCUAUUCUGCCCUCAUCUGGCUCCGUGUUCGUUGAUCCAGUUUGGUUCGAGAAUGUAUACCUGGAAAGAACAUAGUUAGCAAGAAGGGAACCUGAAUGCACAUCAGAGCCCAACGUCACUGAGACAAACUACGUGCUGCGGCGUGGGCAGGAGACCUUGUCGCGUUAAACUUGCCAGGGCUCAGAACUGAAAGUUGUCGGAGAUAGUGAAAGAUCAGGAGGUCAGAGUUGCAGCACCAUCCCUCGGUCACACGGAGCCUUUACCUUCC
Messenger RNA from Thermothielavioides terrestris NRRL 8126, 1597 nucleotides. RefSeq lists its product as uncharacterized. Lineage: Eukaryota; Fungi; Ascomycota; Sordariomycetes; Sordariales; Chaetomiaceae. The coding region runs from base 108 to 1223 and encodes 371 amino acids. The record is from RefSeq and is a predicted model, not a curated record. The transcript has 4 exons.